Ceratitis capitata (Mediterranean fruit fly) is the source of this 1177-nucleotide messenger RNA. RefSeq names its product regucalcin. NCBI's taxonomy places the organism in Eukaryota, Metazoa, Arthropoda, Insecta, Diptera, Tephritidae. Bases 119 to 1021 code for a protein of 300 amino acids. Gene Ontology annotation, biological process: L-ascorbic acid biosynthetic process. The transcript has 4 exons. Gene Ontology annotation, molecular function: gluconolactonase activity; calcium ion binding. The record is from RefSeq and is a predicted model, not a curated record.
UCCAUCAUAGCAUUCGUGCAAAGCUUUUUUGCUGCUAUUUAGCAGUAUUGAGUGUAUGUGCGAGCCCAGAUAAAGUAUAAUUAAAUACGAUAAAAAAUAUUUGAUAAUUACAUAUAAUAUGUCUUACAAACUCGAAACAAUUCCCAACGGCGAAACCCUUAUCGGUGAGGGCCCACACUGGGAUGUUGCCACACAAAGCCUGUACUUUGUCGACAUUGAUAAUGCCGUUCUCCUGCGUUACGAUUACAAACAAAACAAAACCUACUCCGCACGAUUAGAAGGAGAAAAUUUCGCUUCCUUCAUUAUACCCGUCGAAGGUGAGAAUGGUAAAUUCGCUGUCGGUUGCGAUCGUCGCGUGGCCAUUGUUGCCUGGGAUGGUGUAUCGCCGAGUGCCAAAGUUGCGCGCAAUGCUUACGAAGUGCAGUCGGGUGAGGAAUUCGCGUUAAAUCGUUUGAAUGAUGGCAAGGCCGAUCCACGUGGCCGUCUUUUCGCCGGAACCAUGUACAAUGAUCAAAAAGACUUGUUCGCAGCACGUAAAGGUGAAUUGUAUAGAUUUGAUAAAGGCAAACCAGUAGCGCUGAUUAAAAGUGAUAUUGGCAUUUCGAAUGGCUUGACAUGGAAUGAGAAGGCGGGCAAAUUCUAUUUUAUCGAUUCAUGUGAUUACAAUGUUAAGGAGUAUGAUUACGACUUAGAAACGGGAGUGGCAAGCAACCCAAAAAUAGUCUUCAAGCAUGCCUCACAUUUACCUGAUGGCAUGACCAUUGAUACUGAGGGUAAUAUUUACAUUGCCACCUUCACCGGACACACGGUCUACAAGGUGAAACCCAGCACUGGUGAGGUACUUUUGGAAAUUAAAUUCCCCUGCAAGCAAAUCACCUCGGUCGCUUUUGGUGGUCCCAAUUUGGAUAUUCUGUAUGUAACUACCUCCAAGCUCAAUGAUCAGCCACCACCAGCUGGUAGCACUUUCAAGGUGACCGGUUUGGGUGCUAAGGGCUUGCCAAUGACUAAGGUGCGGAUCUAAAAUUUUGGAUGAGCUAAAUAUGGACUGGCUUCAGUGAAGGCAUUGCUUUUAUUACAAUUUUUUGUAGGUUUGUAAAAUAAGUGUAUAAUCAAAAUAGCAUUGUUAUAGAGACUAUAAAUAGGAAAUAAACUACUGAGAAUAAUUUUUUUUUCACAA